CUACAAAUUGACGGAGAAUGAGUGACAAAUACAAUUCCUUAUCUAAUUCAAAAACAUCUUAUAACAACCUUUGACGAUAAGUGCAGCCAUCUUCGUCAGUUAAUCUCAAUUUGAUGAUAAUCUGAAAAAAAAUUUCCACACUAUAUUUUCUCUGCAUUUGAUGACAACGUUGGAAAGUUCAACAUCACAGGUUGUUAAAUUCUCCGUCAUUCGAUUACAAUGUGGAAAAGAUUAGUGUCACGAUGUGUUUCAUUGUCUGCCAGGUAAUAGAUAACAAUCAUCUGGAAAAGGCCGUACAAUAAUGCCUAUAUUUCUUACCUUUUGAUGAAUACCUUGGACGUACUAUAUAAUUCUCGGCCAAUUAAUAACAGGCAAGGAAUUUAAGUGCUAUAUUUUCCAUGAAUUGCCAUUUGACGACAAUUGGAGAACGUUGUUAUAGCCACUAGCUUGUUCUCGGCUGACCACUACACUUUGGUCAUUGAGGGUAGCGUUAAAUACAAUUAAUUUUCAGUGUAUCCAGUUUAUUCAAGACAACUGUAAUGAUCCUUCGCCAUUUGAUGACAGAGACUGAAACAAAUUGUAACAACUCGGAUCCAAACUCUUCACCAUGUGGGGAAGACGUGCAUUCUGUAGGACUCUCACUGAAAGCACUUUCUCUUGGAAUAAUAUUUAUUGUCUCUAUGGUGAUGAAUGGAACAGUAUGUUUGGUAUUCUAUAAGAAGACUCAGCUACUGAGUGUAUCCAACACAUUCGUUCUCAACCUGAUAUGUUGUCAACUCGCUAUAUGUGUCAUUGUCUUGCCGUUUAGUCUUGCGUCCAUAUUCUCAUCCAAGUGGAUCUUUAAUGACAUUUGGUGCCACAUUGAAGGUUUUAUCCUAACCUUCUGUAUUGCAGAAACACAGUUUUCUCUCACUAUUAUAGCAGUUGACAGGAACUAUGCCAUCAUAAACUCUCUCAGAUACCCGAAUGUGUUCACUAUAAAGAGAGGACACAUUGCUAUUGCUGUUUCCUGGGCAACGAGUGUAGCUAUCAGUAUUCCUCCGCUUGCUGGCCUCAGUGCAUACAGCUAUUCUCCUGAUGAAAAUACUUGUACACUGGAUUGGAAUUGUUCACUUGAAUUCUCAGUAAUGUUUUUGAGCAUUUGUUUUAUAUUUCCGUUGCUAAUUCAAUCAUGGUGUUACCUAACUAUAUUCCAUGCGGCGAUGAACCAUACAAAAAGGAACACUCGAGUGUUUCCGUCCCGAUCUUCUACAGUUGGGACAAGAGACACGCUUAGUGACUCUUCAGAAAGUGUCGAAUUAUCAACACAUGUAAUACAAGUUAGUUAUAAAAGCAUGGAAUGUAAAGCUAUGCGUACGAUUCUAUUUAUAGCAUGUUCAUACGCAAUCUGUUGGGUACCGUAUAUGGUAUGCGCAGUUUAUAGACUUGUAGGUCUCAGUAUAACCUACGAUCUUGGUAGUUUUACCAUUGUAAUGAUCUUCUUCAACACAGCUGUAGAUCCAUUAAUAUACGCAUUCAUGAACAGAAUCAUGCGUUUUGAAAUCUAUAAAUUUUAUUGUGAUUCAUUGAGUAAGGUAGCGGGUAAGACUUCCUCGUAUGACGAAAGUGAUGAUGGUGUUUCUUCAACGAAUAUGUCACAUACACAUUCUACCUCACGCGCGAGUCGCACGAGUUCUGUCAAAUCACGCAGUAUGAAAGGAAGUGCGCCAGGAAGAGUAGAAAUGAACCCGAUUCAAGAGGAAAUUGAACCUACAUCAGAAUCCCAAAAAGCAAAUAGUACUGUAUGUUUAACUAGAAAAGAAAUAGUUUUGACUCCAGUAGACCUUCAUCAAGAGAGUAAAAUGUCUAAUAUACCGUCAGCCUCGAAAAGGAAAAAGGCAACGAUAGAAAUACACUCGAAAGAUAGAGUUUCGGUUCCGUCAUCGCAGAUACCACCUUCAAAACCAAAAAGAUCACAUUCAGAAGUAUGGACUAGAAGCGAUAAGUCUUUGGUUUCCGAACAAGAAUCUUUUUUGUUUUUUAAACUCGGAGAUGACAAGAAAAAUAAUCAUCAAUACAGCAGAUUUAGAUGUUCUCUAACUAACAGUAGUACUAAGCAAACUCGUAUCGAAACUGUUUGUGGUAAGACGACCUUGACCUCGUCAACUUUUAUCCAGAAUGAAUCAGACUUGAAUCUUCAGGACCUUGAUAUAGUUGCAGAACUUUCAAUAGAUGUUCGCCGAAAGAGAAAAGAGACGAAAGAUAAAGUUGUUUCUGGAUCUCGGGGAGGACGGAAUUGUUUGUCAGCUUAGUUUAUUGUAAAAAAACAAAAUUUGUUAUUGUUUGAAUAUAUCAAUACAGAUUUUCAACCCCAAAACAUUUAUGAGCAAAUAUCAUUCUGGUUAGCUAAUAUUUCCUAGAUGGGUUUCCUUACCAUUUCUGCAAGUUUGUGUGGUUUUAAUCAUUUUGUUGAAUAACAUUAACGGUACACAUUUUUAUGGACCAGAUGCGCAUUUCGACAAUUUAUGUCUCUUUAGUGAUAUUCGAGGCUAAAAUAUUUAAAAAUAAAUAAAAAAAUAUUAAAAGAUUGAAGAGCUCAUAAACCAAAAAGGACCAACAUUAUAGCGAAAGCCGGAAAAGGCAUCAGAGCUUUGCACGAGGGAGAUAAUUUCCAAAAUGUUUCAAUAUGUUUUUAAUUGUGGUUAUACAAUAUCCGUAUGUUCAUGCCAGAACCAAAUACUGGGCUAGGGAUACCCUCGGGGACUAACACUCCACUAGCAGAUGUAUCGUCCCAGUGGUAAGAAUAAUAUUAACGUUACAAACUUUUCUACACCAGAUGCGUAUUUCGACAAUUAAUGUCUCUUCAGUGAUGCUCGAGGCCAAGAUAUUUGAAAAUCCGAAAAAUUUAUUAAAACUACAUUCAAAUACCGCUCAAACGUAAUGACCAGAUAUGUGUAAGUACCGGAAAUAUUGUUCAAGAUACAAUAAAAGACUAAGACAACCCCCAAAACUAAUUUAAAAAAGAGUGAAAGAACACAUACAAA
This is a messenger RNA of Mytilus californianus (California mussel), 3023 nucleotides long. Its product is annotated as histamine H2 receptor-like. Gene Ontology annotation, molecular function: G protein-coupled receptor activity. Gene Ontology annotation, biological process: G protein-coupled receptor signaling pathway. NCBI's taxonomy places the organism in Eukaryota, Metazoa, Mollusca, Bivalvia, Mytilida, Mytilidae. The record is from RefSeq and is a predicted model, not a curated record. The transcript is spliced from 2 exons. Gene Ontology annotation, cellular component: membrane. The coding region runs from base 540 to 2291 and encodes 583 amino acids.